Messenger RNA from Solanum verrucosum, 673 nucleotides. RefSeq names its product putative germin-like protein 2-1. The transcript is spliced from 2 exons. Gene Ontology annotation, cellular component: cell wall. The record is from RefSeq and is a predicted model, not a curated record. Lineage: Eukaryota; Viridiplantae; Streptophyta; Magnoliopsida; Solanales; Solanaceae. Gene Ontology annotation, molecular function: manganese ion binding. Bases 2 to 673 code for a protein of 223 amino acids.
CAUGUGGUUGUUCAUAACAAGUUUAGUCAUUACUUCUUUCAUUUGUAAUUCCCCUGCUUAUGCUUAUGAUAACAACCCUCUACAGGACAUAUGUGUUGCUGUUAACAACUCUCACGCUUCAGUUUUUGUGAAUGGAAAGAUUUGCAAAGACCCAAAGCUUGCAACACCAAAUGAUUUCUAUUUUUCAAGUCUUAAUUUUAGUAGAGAUGUAUACCCUAAGUAUGGUAUUGCUGUAACUAUUGUGGGUGUAAAAGAAAUGCCUGGACUUAACACUCUUGGUAUUUCUACUUCUCGUGCUGACAUUGAACCACAAAGUCUUUUUCCAUUUCACAUGCAUCCUCGAGCUACUGAGCUGAUAACUGUCCUGGAGGGUACUCUGUACGUAGGAUUUCUUGUUCCUGAUCCUGUAAACUUCUUUAAGAGUCGUCUCUUCUCCAAAAUCUUGAAUCCUGGCGAUGUGUUUGUGUUCCCAAUAGGUCUUAUUCACUUCCUGUAUAAUGUGGGACACAAAAAAGCUGUUGUUUUUGGCUCUUACAACAGUCAAAAUCCUGGACUCAUCACGAUUCCUAGUUCAAUCUUUGCUUCAGAACCGCCUAUUAUGGACGACAUUCUUGCCAAAAGCUUCCAGCUGAAUAAGACAGAGAUUGCACAACUUCGAAAUAAAUUCUCUUAA